AUAUUUGACUAACUAAUCUGUGCAAAGAGUAUUGAAUCUGUGUUUUAAACCUCCGCUAUGACUUCCUCAUAUUCAUAUCCUGAAUUAUUUUUGGCGGGUUUUAUAUUUACCUUACCUUUUUUAUAUGAAAAGAGUAAUGUUUUUCGAUAUUACCUGAAGUUCUUCGUUUAUUAUGCUUACGUAUUAGUUACUUGUACCAUAUUAUUACCUGUAGUGUUAUUAUAUCCCAGGGAUGUUACAAACCUAAUAGUUGCUUCCAGAUUUUGUCGUUAUGCUUCAUACAUAGUGGGAAUAGAAUGGGAAUUAAGAGGCAUGGAACACUGGGACAAUGAGCAGUGCUACAUUGUAAUAUCUAAUCAUCAAAGCUCAUUAGAUAUAUUGGGUAUGUUUGAGAUGUGGCCACGAAUGAAACGCUGCACAGUUGUUGCAAAGAGACCAUUGAUGUUUACUGGUGCCUUUGGAUUUGGAGCUUGGCUUUCUGGGCUUGUAUUUAUAGACCGUCUAAAAACAGACAGAGCUCGGACAUUAAUGAGGGAAGCCACUGAGCGUGUUAUACAAGAAAAGACAAAAUUGUGGGUCUUUCCUGAAGGAGCUAGAUUUAACAAAGGCAGUAUACAGCCUUUCAAAAAAGGUGCCUUUUAUUUAGCAAUUGAUGCUCAAAUUCCUAUUAUGCCAGUUGUAUUUAGCCAAUAUUAUUUCUUGGACAAUGAGAGCAAAACAUUUGAACCUGGAAAAGUAGUUAUUACAACUUUACCUCCAAUACCCACCAAAGGAAUGACUCGUAAUGACUUAGAAGCACUGUCUGAGCUAGCACGUGAACAAAUGAUGGAAGUUUUUAAUGAGAGCUCAAAGGAUUUGGUAGUACAAAGCAAAAUUGUGGUAUAA
This is a messenger RNA of Galleria mellonella (greater wax moth), 885 nucleotides long. RefSeq names its product 1-acyl-sn-glycerol-3-phosphate acyltransferase alpha (gene Agpat1). The record is from RefSeq and is a predicted model, not a curated record. NCBI's taxonomy places the organism in Eukaryota, Metazoa, Arthropoda, Insecta, Lepidoptera, Pyralidae. Gene Ontology annotation, cellular component: membrane; endoplasmic reticulum. The transcript is spliced from 5 exons. Gene Ontology annotation, biological process: phosphatidic acid biosynthetic process. Gene Ontology annotation, molecular function: 1-acylglycerol-3-phosphate O-acyltransferase activity. The coding region runs from base 58 to 885 and encodes 275 amino acids.